CGUGGCGGUUCACGUCAUGUGACGCUGCUGACUCACGCCAACAAACAAAUAUUUCCUAAACAACCACGUGGCCAAAAAAUCGCUAAAAAUAUUGAACGAACCUCGCCACCAAAAUCUCUUCUCAACUUAAACUUUCUACCCAAUUAAUCUGCAAACACAUUCCAUAACUUAUCGCAUAUAUCGCGUUUCCUUAUAUAUCAAUUUUUUUUUUAACGAUUUUCCUUAUUCUAGGGUUUCACAUUCAUCCAAUUUCGAAUCCCAAUCCGCGAGUCUAUUUUCCUAGUUCUUGCUGCACUUUUAUUGUAAAUUCAAAAGCUGCAUCAUCCUGUUUUUCUCACCGUCCGAAUUUAAUUAGGGUUAGGUAUCCUCAAUUUUUUUUGUCUGUUGUUAAUAAUGCCGCCAUUUUUGUCGACCUCGAAGGCGCUUCGCUCCUUAGCGACACGCAAAAGUGGAUUGAGUCAAUUGAUGAGGUCUAGCAAGAGCAUUGAGAAACUCGAUGGAUGUCGAUGCUUUUCAACAAUUGCUUCCAGGAACACCCAUCAGAUUCAACCCUUUGGCUCUCGCAUUGGGUUUUCCCCGUUUAUGGGAAAUUUGUGUAAUAACAUCAAUCAUGUUUUCCAAUCGAGGCAGUUUAUUGGUGUUGGAGAUGGUGUAGAAGGUAUUCUGUCCAAAACUUACGAGGAGAGACGCGUUUUGGGGUACUCUCCGGAGCAAUUAUUUGAUGUUGUUUCGGCUGUGGAUUUUUAUCAUGGUUUUGUCCCAUGGUGUCAAAGGUCUGAGAUAGUUAAACGUCAUCCAGAUGGAUCAUUUGAUGCUGAGUUGGAGAUUGGAUUCAAGUUUCUCGUUGAAAGUUAUGUUUCUCAUGUUGAAUUGGACAGACCAAAGCGAAUAAAGACAACAGUGUCAAAGAGUACCCUGUUUGACCAUUUGAUAAACGUAUGGGAGUUUAGUCCUGGUCCUGUUCCAGGAACUUGCAGUCUCUAUUUUUUGGUGGACUUUAAGUUUCAGUCUCCACUGUACACACAGAUUGCAUCAAUGUUCUUUAAGGAGGUGGCCUCUAGGAUGGUUGGUUCAUUCACUGAGCGCUGCCGCAUAGUAUAUGGACCGGAAGUGCGGGUCAUGGAAAACUCCCAUGGACAUAGGACAUAAUUUUUUUUUCUCUGCAAUUAGUUUCUUGCCUUGAACAUAGUUAAGGUCAAUUCACAGUUUCUGCAUUAAUUGGAGGGGAUUUUUUUUUUAUGGUUUGCCCGCUUAAUACUGAAUGAUUAAUCAUUUCUCCUUUCCAUUCCCUAGUGAUCUUUGUAAUUUAGAUGGAUUCUACAAUAGUACUGUGUACAAUCUUGAAAGACAUCAAGUUAACAUUUUUAUUAACAUUUUUGUUAAUAUUAGUUCAUGGAUAUAAAAGUGGAGUUUUUAUUGGGA
Cicer arietinum (chickpea) is the source of this 1422-nucleotide messenger RNA. RefSeq lists its product as uncharacterized. Gene Ontology annotation, cellular component: mitochondrion. The record is from RefSeq and is a predicted model, not a curated record. Lineage: Eukaryota; Viridiplantae; Streptophyta; Magnoliopsida; Fabales; Fabaceae. Gene Ontology annotation, biological process: cellular respiration. Gene Ontology annotation, molecular function: ubiquinone binding.